CAUGCCGGCCUUAAAUUUAACACGCUCCUUACAAAACCAAAAAAGCUCGUCUCCUCCUCAGAUCUGUCUGUCUCUCUUGUUACUCUCCCUCUAAAAAAAUAAAAAAACGGAGAGAAGAGUAACAAAUCGCUAUACUUAAUUUCGCCAUCGCCAUGGCCAUGGCGAUUAGGUCUUUGCUUAUCUUUUUAUUUAUUCUAUCACUUACUGUCCCUACCUUUUCUCUUCAUGAAGAUCAAGUUGGUCUCAUGGACUGGCAUCAAAAGUACAUAGGGAAAGUGAAACACGCUGUGUUCCAAACACAAAAAACGGGUCGAAAGCGUGUUCUUGUUUCUACUGAAGAGAAUGCUAUUGCUUCUCUUGAUCUCCGGCAUGGCGAGAUUUUUUGGAGGCAUGUUCUUGGGGCCAAUGAUGCUAUCGAUGGAAUCGACAUUGCCAUGACAAAAUAUGCUAUUACCCUUUCAUCAGGAGGAAGCAUUCUACGAGCAUGGAAUCUUCCUGAUGGGCAGAUGGUGUGGGAAUCUUUUCUUCAGGGACCAAUCGACUCUAAGUCAUUCUUGUUUGUGUCGGCAAGCUCGAAAGUUGACAAGGAAAACACAAUCCUUGUUUUUGGUAAAGGAAGUCUCCAUGCUGUUUCAAGCAUACAUGGUGAAAUUGUUUGGAAGAUAGAUUUUCCUUCUGAAUGUUUUGAGGUUCAGGAAGUAAUUCAGCACUAUGAUGGCAAUACGAUAUACGUGGUGGGAUUUGUUGGUUCUUCCCAGUUUGAUGUAUACCAAAUCAAUGCUAAGAAUGGAGAGCUCCUAAAACAUGACAGUGCAGCCUUUGAUGGUGGGUUUUCAGGGGAAGUUUCUCUAGUUUCAAGAGCCAAACUUGUGGUGCUGGAUGCUGCUAGGUCAGCUUUGUUAACAAUAAGUUUUCAGAGCGGAGAAAUCAGCUUUCAGAAAACAUACAUCUCAGAUCUAGUUGAGGAUUUCUCGGGGAUUGCAGUGAUAUUACCUUCAAAACUUACUGGUUUGUUUGCUGUGAAAACCAAUACAGCUACAGCAUUUAUUAGUGUGUCAAGUGAAGGUAAGUUGGAGGUGGUUGACAAAAUCAAGCAUGCAACAGUUAUUAGUAAUGUUCUUUCAAUCUCAGAGGACCAACAGGCGUUUGCACUGGUUCGGCAUGGCAGCAAUGACAUUCACUUUAAUGUGAAGCAAGUUCAUGACUGGAACAGUGAUUUGCUAAAAGAGAGAAUCAAGCUGGACCAGCAAAGAGGGCUUGUCCAUAAGGUUUUCAUUAACAAUUAUGUCCGGACUGAUAAGUCUCAUGGAUUUAGGGCUUUGAUUGUUAUGGAAGAUCAUUCAUUGUUGCUGUUACAACAAGGCGAGGUUGUCUGGAGUAGGGAGGAUGGCCUUGCCUCAAUAAUAGGUGUUACCACAUCAGAACUUCCUGUGGAAAGGGAAGGUGUAUCUGUAGCAAAAGUGGAGCAGAACCUCUUCGAAUGGCUUAAGGGACACAUGCUGAAGGUUAAGGGUACAUUGAUGCUUGCAAGUGCUGAGGAUGUAGCAGCCAUUCAAGGCAUGAGGUUGAAAAGCUCUGAGAAAAGUAAAAUGAUCAGGGACCAUAAUGGAUUCCGAAAGCUGCUCAUUGUUCUCACUAAAUCUGGGAAACUUUUUGCCUUGCACACUGGAGAUGGACGAAUUGUCUGGUCUCUCUUAUUGAACUCUCUACGUCAAACAGAAGCAUGCGAAAAUCCAACUGGGAUUAAUGUUUACCAGUGGCAAGUUCCUCAUCAUCAUGCUAUGGAUGAAAAUCCAUCUGUCCUGGUUGUUGGCAGGUGCAGAACUGGUACUGAUGCACCUGGAAUAUUUUCCUUUGUUGAUACUUACACAGGGAAGGAACUUAAGUCUUUUGGUCUUGAUCAUUCUGUUGCACAAGUAAUUCCACUCCCGCUUACAGAUGCAACUGAACAACGGCUGCAUCUACUAAUAGAUGCUAAUGGACAAGUGCAUUUGUACCCAAGAGCACCUGAGGCUGCUGCCAUUUUUCAACAUGAGUUUUCAAACAUUUACUGGUACUCGGUAGAAGCUGACAAGGGUGUUAUUAAGGGACAUGGAUUGAAGAGCAAUUGUGAUGGUGAAGUUGCAGACAACUAUAGUUUUGGUACCAGAGAAAUAUGGUCCAUUGUUUUCCCCUCAGAAUCAGAAAAGAUCAUUUCAACUGUAACAAGAAAAUCAAAUGAGGUUGUUCAUACUCAAGCAAAGGUUAUAGCUGAUCAAGAUGUGAUGUACAAGUAUAUAUCAAAAAAUUUGCUUUAUGUGGCCACUGUUUCACCAAAAGCCAGUGGAGAUAUUGGAUCAGCCACACCAGGAGAAUCACAGUUGGUUGUCUAUGUUGUUGAUACCGUCACUGGUCGUAUAUUACACCGAAUGACUCAUCAUGGCUCACAGGGUCCUGUCCAUGCAGUUUUUAGUGAAAACUGGAUUGUCUACCACUACUUCAAUCUCAGAGCGCACAGAUAUGAGAUGACAGUUAUUGAAAUUUAUGAUCAGUCCCGGGCAGACAACAAAGAUGUUUUAAAGCUUGUUCUUGGAAAGCACAAUCUCAGUUCACCUAUUUCUUCGUAUUCACGAUCAGAGGUCACAACAAAGUCACAGUCUUACUAUUUCACCCAUUCUAUCAAAGCAAUAACAGUUACAUCAACUGCUAAGGGUAUCACUUCAAAGCAUCUUCUUAUUGGGACAAUUGGUGAUCAGGUAUUGGCAAUGGAUAAGCGUUUCUUUGACCCUCGUAGGUCAGUUAACCCCACACAAUCAGAGAAGGAAGAAGGAAUUUUACCUCUUACAGAUUCAUUGCCUAUCAUUCCUCAGUCAUAUGUUACACACUCCCAUAAAGUGGAGGGGCUACGAGGCAUAGUAACAGUGCCGGCCAAGCUGGAGUCAAACACCCUUGUCUUUACAUAUGGUGUUGAUCUCUUUUUUACUCGCCUUGCACCCUCAAGGACCUAUGAUUCUCUUACAGAGGAUUUUAGCUAUGCCCUGCUGCUCAUAACCAUUGUUGCACUUGUCGUGGCAAUCUUCGUGACCUGGGUCCUGUCCAAGAAGAAAGAUCUAAGUGAUAAAUGGAGGUGAAAUCGUUUCUCCUCUAGUCUGUCUGUACCCAGACAAUUUUCUUUCUUAUUUAUUUUACACCUGAGUUACUUUCACUGGAAUCAGAUUUGUAGAUUCACUCCGAACUUGUAAUGUUAAUUUUGUAGCUUUUCCUUUUUCAAUGGCGUUUUUUGUACUUGCCAUUAUUACAUUUUUGGUCAUCAUGUAAAUUAGACAUUGCUAAGUCAAGGGAAUUGAUAUAUUUGCUGUUCUCUAUACAUGCCGGGUCCGUUCUUGUUA
Molecule: messenger RNA, 3368 nt
Organism: Populus euphratica (Euphrates poplar)
Lineage: Eukaryota; Viridiplantae; Streptophyta; Magnoliopsida; Malpighiales; Salicaceae
Product: ER membrane protein complex subunit 1-like
Exons: 12
Coding region: 153-3110 (985 amino acids)
Biological process (GO): protein folding in endoplasmic reticulum
Cellular component (GO): EMC complex
Molecular function (GO): protein binding
Source: RefSeq, a predicted model, not a curated record